AUGACGGCUGAGGACAGCAUACAGGAUGUGUGUAUCGACAAACCUCGGUGCAGGCUCUGCCAGUUCCUCGUCCAAGACGGCGAAAUAGUGGUCGCAGCUCUUGACGAUGACCAUGCAACUAGCCCAUUCCAAUUUCGGCGUCACACUACUCACGAAGAUGAGACCGGGACUUAUUUCCACAUGUGCUGCGACAGUCGUUGCAUGAGUAAAAGUCGCCGGGUUCCAUGUUUUCACCGCGACUGUUAUUCCGUCAAGCUGUUGCCCAUAUCCUCAAACUUCCUCGCUGCCACAGAUUAUGCGUUUAGCCCACCAAUCCGCUUCGAACCUGAACGGCAGCAACGCAUCAUACGGACCCUGGCGAGGAACCUGGGUCUUGGUUUCUUACGUCAGUUGCCACGGGAGCUCUGCUACAUUGUCGCAGGAUAUCUUUACCGGCAAUGGGCCGCCAUCGCCUGCCAAGACGUCGCGCGACACCUCUAUCCGUCCAAUUCCAUGAUCAAUCUUACCCAGGAUGUUUACGCGACAUAUGUGACCAUUGAGGGUAUCUCGUACCUCCAAUCCUUACAGAACUCGCCUCUGGGGAAUGAUGCCAAGGGCCAUCGAAUUCUGGAUGCGCCGCAAGGCCAUACAAUUCGGGUAAUCUAUGUGGCAUAUGACCACGUUGGAAUCAGGAAUAUUUAUUUUGAAUUGCCCAGGCGGGAUGACCGUUGCAACUCGUCUUUGGAUUGCUGCGGACUAUGGUGGAAGCAGCUAACCAGAGAUUUUGGCCUCGUGCGAAUAGUCGCACAGUCUGACGGCUUGAAAAUCAGACGACUCCUAGAUUCUACAGAUCCCCCUGUCUCAAGAAGCGGCUCGCUCCUUGAUCAGGCGUGGCCUACACCAGGUCUAUCCUGUCGACUAAUAGAUCUGGACACGUGUGGCUCUGCUGAGGGACUACCAGAUAACUUGAGGAUGAGCUUUGUUGAUUGCAACACACCUGGGACAAACGGCUAUUCUGCCGCCAUCUCUGGAUUCCACAUUUUGAAGAUGUAUGCGCACGGCUUAGACACCACAACACAGUUCGAUCUCGACUUGGACUAUGAUGCAAGCGCCGUGUUGUGGAUGUAUAUGCCUAUCGACGCGGACGAAUACCUGGUACAGGUUUGGGCAGUCAAGCAUGCUGAGUCUGGCUUUCUAGGUUUUAUGCUUUAUUCAAGCCAGGGAAGAGCAGUCAUGUUCGGGAGUUACAACGUACAUCCUGGCCUCCGACUUCAGUUCCACCUCAUUUACAGAACAACGAGGAGCCCGUCGCGGAUAUACAUCAACGAUUGGGACCCGCUCUGCGACGAUAAAAGGAUCAAGUACUUGGGGAUCGAAAGCGCGAACGAUGAAGACAGUGUACCCGAGAAUAUUGACCCGCGUUAUCGGGAAACCUAUCCGCCGUCAAUAAGACCAUCGUCAUCGCCGCCUUACACCCAAUACAAUGAACUUUGGUACUAUACGAACUGUCGAUUGGAGAAUGUCGUGGGAAUUGCUUGCUGCAUUGACAAAGGUGUCUCACACAAGCCAAUCAUGGGCAUACUGAUUCAUUACGGCGACGGUCGUCGAGCCUGCGUAGGGCAGUAUCGCUUCGACUGGGCCCUUGAUCUCUUGGCAGUAGACACGUCAAGGACACUGCGUAUUGGCUUGGGCAAAACACGGAAAAACUUGCCGUACGCGGCCAGCCUUCGCUUCCAUGAGGAAGCAGCGCCUACUUGCAACACGGCGUCUUGGAUUGAUUUGCCCUGGCAUGGUAAGCUUGAAUGGUGGUUUUCACUGCGCCAAUGUAAAUUGUGCCACUCUGACUAG
This is a messenger RNA of Metarhizium brunneum ARSEF 3297, 1827 nucleotides long. RefSeq lists its product as uncharacterized. The record is from RefSeq and is a predicted model, not a curated record. NCBI's taxonomy places the organism in Eukaryota, Fungi, Ascomycota, Sordariomycetes, Hypocreales, Clavicipitaceae.